This is a messenger RNA of Umbelopsis ramanniana AG, 2533 nucleotides long. RefSeq lists its product as uncharacterized. Bases 13 to 2415 code for a protein of 800 amino acids. The record is from RefSeq and is a predicted model, not a curated record. Gene Ontology annotation, cellular component: mitochondrion. Lineage: Eukaryota; Fungi; Mucoromycota; Umbelopsidomycetes; Umbelopsidales; Umbelopsidaceae. Gene Ontology annotation, molecular function: GTP binding; GTPase activity; translation elongation factor activity. Gene Ontology annotation, biological process: ribosome disassembly; mitochondrial translation. The transcript is spliced from 4 exons.
CACUGGUUCGAUAUGCUACGGUGUACCAUUGCAUGUCGUUACCGAGUACAAGCCCUAACAUUAAAGCCCACCUUUCCUUUAAAAGGGCGCUGGUACUCUACUGCUACCGAUGAUUUCACUGUAGCAAAAACAAGAAAUAUUGGUAUCAUUGCUCAUAUCGAUGCCGGUAAAACAACCACCACCGAACGCAUGUUACAUUAUGCAGGUGUAACGCGAAAGAUUGGAGACGUCGACGAUGGUGAUACCGUCAUGGAUUAUCUAGCCGCGGAGCGAGAACGAGGCAUUACCAUCAACAGCGCAGCCAUUACUUUUGGUUGGCGUGGACAUCGCAUUAACUUGAUCGAUACACCAGGUCACGUAGAUUUUACUAUCGAAGUAGAACGUUCUGUGCGUGUGCUGGAUGGUGCUGUGACGAUUUUGGAUGGUGUCGCUGGCGUAGAAGCGCAGACACAGACGGUAUGGCAUCAAGCGGAUCGAUAUAACGUUCCCCGUAUUGCCUUUGUCAACAAGAUGGAUCGCAUGGGAGCUGCCUUUGGUCGCACUGUACGUGAAAUUCGAAGCAAACUUGGUGCACGGCCUUUGGUCGUGCAAAUUCCUGGCCCGAUGGAUGAAUCAUCCACAGGUAUGGCCAGUGUAGCUGAUCUCGUUACUAUGGAAUUACUGCAGUGGGAUGAAUCAAGCAAAGGGUCUACCAUUCAACGAACUCCUUUGACGGAAGGCCCCAUUUAUGAAGAGGCCGUGCGCGGGCGUACGGCUUUGGUAGAAUCUCUUGCCGAACUAGACGAGAACAUUGUCGAAAUCUUCUUUGACGAAGCGGACGGCGAUCACAUGAAAGUUUCGGCAAACGAUAUUAAAAAAUCCAUUCGACGAGUCACCAUUCAAGGCACCGCGGUUCCUGUGCUCUGCGGUGCCGCUUUUAAAAAUAUCGGUGUGCAGCCUGUUAUGGAUGCCGUGGUCGACUACCUCCCCAGUCCAUUGGAUCGACCCAAUGCGAUUGCCACCCUCAACAAUGGCGCCAAGACGGAGAUUGCAUUGAAAGAAACUGGAAAACUUGUAGCGCUGGCCUUCAAAGUGUCUCAUGAUCCUCGUCGAGGUGCAUUAGUCUUUGUACGAGUGUAUUCUGGAAAGUUGAACGACCGAUCGACCAUCUUCAAUACCACUACCAACACCAAGGAGCGUGUUAAUCGAUUACUGCAAAUGUAUGCGAAAGACGUCGAGGAAAUUCCGUUCAUAUCGGCUGGUAACAUUGGCGUCAUUGUCGGUUUACGAGAUACCCGUACUGGUGAUACCAUUGUCCAAGGCAACGACGCAGCAGCUAUCAAGUCCAGACUCCAACUUAGCAGAAUUGAUAUUCCUAGCCCAGUAUUUUUCAUGGCCAUUGAACCGGCUUCAGUAUCUGAAGAAAAGCCAAUUGAUGAGGCUCUGCGAAAGUUACUGCGAGAGGAUCCAUCGUUGCAUGUAUGGACCGACAGUGAGAGUGGUCAAACGCUGAUCAGUGGUAUGGGAGAACUUCACCUUGAGAUUGUAAAGGAUAGGCUUUUGAACGAAUUCAAAUGCAAGGCUGAGAUGGGCAAGAUGCGUAUCAGUUAUCGCGAAACCUGUCAGGGUGAGGCUGUUGUAGACCAUAUGUAUGACAAGGAACUGCUGGGAAAACGUGUCCGAGCUGCAUGCAGGGUUGCUUUGCGUCCGCUUGAUGAAGAAGCUGACAUGGAUGCCGCUAUUGAGGAAGGAUGGACCAAGGAGAGUGGAUGUUUGAUUCAAGCUAGUGCUGAUGAAGUCACAGACGCAACAGAAGACGAAUCGCAACCUACUGCAAAUCAAAAUAACUCCAUCAGUGAAGAAGAAAUCAAAGAUGCUGUCCAAACUGGUCUCCAGUCUGGCCUCUCUCGAGGUGCUUUGCUUUCAUUCCCACUUACCCGCCUGCAAGUCCGAGCGGACAAUAUCCGCCUGUUCGGUGCCGACACCACGCCAGGUGCUAUUGCUGCAUGUGUGUCUCAAGCUGUGUACGAUGCAGUCAAACAAGCUAGCCCUGCGCUUCUAGAACCCAUGAUGGAAGUCAAUAUUGAAGUCACUGAAGACCAAAUUGGUUCAGUCGUUGGUGACUUGAGCGGCACGCGUCGUGGGCAUGUCAUCGGGCUAGAAUCCGCCAAGUCGGAUACCGUUCAACAAGAAAUACAUAGUGCCAUCUACGCACCGCCUGAUUCUGCCAUGUCGGGUGGAGUUCAUCAUCAUGAACAUGCGACACAGAAAAGAGUCAUCAAAGCCCACGUCCCACUCAGUUCCAUGAUUGGCUAUUCCAGCGCUUUACGCAGCUUGACGGCUGGUAACGGGACCUUCUCCAUGCGUGUCAUAGGCUAUGGCGAUAUGAGUCAGGAUCGUGAACGAGCUGUCAUCAAGGAGAUUAAAGGCUAUUAGAAGGUUUCGCCAAUGAAGCGAAUAAUGCAUUUACGACACUCAUAGACCCAAAACGAUUGUAUUUACAAUAUCAUAGAGCAAAAAGAAUACACUGAAUGAUUUUAAUAUACAAGAGAAU